This is a messenger RNA of Erythranthe guttata (spotted monkey flower), 2385 nucleotides long. RefSeq names its product beta-amylase 2 (gene BMY2). The record is from RefSeq and is a predicted model, not a curated record. Gene Ontology annotation, biological process: polysaccharide catabolic process. Gene Ontology annotation, molecular function: beta-amylase activity. Lineage: Eukaryota; Viridiplantae; Streptophyta; Magnoliopsida; Lamiales; Phrymaceae.
CAAUUUUACGUUUUAUAGGGUCUAAAAUGCAAAUAAACCGCAUAAGUAUGUGAUGUAAGAAAGAGCUGAGUAGAGCUGAUGAGCCAGAGAUGCGGCAAAAAUGAACACCAACACCACCAUGAACCACCGCUUCGCCGCCGCGGCAGAAGAUCUCGACGUCCACGAAUCCCCGGCCCCACCCACCACCACCUCCACCCACCCCUUCCAACCCCAACCCCAGCGCCGCCCCCGCGGAUUCGCCGCCACAAACUCCAACAACAACAACACCACGGCCACCACCACCAGCGGCGGCACUCCGACCAAAAGCAGGAAAGAGAGGGAAAAGGAAAAGGAGAGGACGAAGCUCCGAGAACGGCACAGGAGAGCCAUCACGAGCCGAAUGCUCGCCGGCCUUCGGCAGUACGGGAACUUUCCCCUCCCCGCCCGCGCCGAUAUGAAUGACGUCAUCGCCGCCCUAGCUCGCGAAUCUGGUUGGACCGUAGACCACGACGGCACCACCUACAGGCAUUCCUCCCCUUCUCCGAUGCAGCCGCCGCCUAUUGCUCAUUUCAAUUCCGUUCAACAGAAUAAUAGCAACGUCCCCAAUGUGGGAGCACAUCCAGUUCUGUCAGGUGAGAGCCCAUUAUUUUCCGGUUCUCCGAAAAAUUGUUCCAUGAGAUCAGCACUCGACUGUCAGCCUUCAGCUCUUAGACUCGACGAGAAUCUUUCGCCAGCAUCUCUUGAUUCCGUUGUUCCGGAUAGGGACGGAAAAGUUGAUAAGUAUUCAAUUACCAGUGCCAUAAACUCUUCCGAAUGUUUGGAUCCAGACCAGUUUGUGCAUGCCAAUGGUAUUUCUGGGACCUCCUAUAUCCCUGUUUACGUUAGGCUUUCUACUGGCUUGAUCAACAAUUUCUGCCAGUUGAUGGAUCCCGAAGGCGUUAAAGAAGAGUUACAGCAUCUGAAGUCUUUACGUGUUGAUGGUGUCGUUGUAGAUUGUUGGUGGGGCAUUGUCGAAGCGUGGUCGCCGAAAAAAUACGAAUGGGCUGGAUACAGGGAACUCUUCAACAUUAUCCGAGAAUUUGGGAUGAAAUUGCAGGUGGUAAUGGCUUUUCACGAAUAUGGAGGAAAUGAUUCUGGCGGCAUUUUCAUAUCCCUACCUCAAUGGGUUUUGGAGAUUGGAAAAAGCAAUCAGGAUAUAUUCUUCACAGACCGUGAAGGAAGAAGAAACACCGAGUGCCUCUCGUGGGGCAUUGACAAAGAACGAGUACUAAGAGGAAGAACAGGCGUAGAGAUGUACUUUGAUUUCAUGAGAAGCUUCCGAACUGAGUUCGAUGAUCUAUUCACCGAAGGCCUUAUUUCUGGUGUUGAAAUUGGAUUAGGAGUUUGUGGAGAGCUCAAGUACCCCUCCUUUUCCGAAAGGAUGGGAUGGAAAUAUCCGGGCAUCGGUGAGUUUCAGUGUUAUGAUAAAUAUUUAUUGCAAAAUCUCGAAAAAGCUGCAAAACUGCGUGGGAAUCCGUUUUGGGCUAGAGGGCCAGAAAAUGCUGGGCAUUAUAAUUCAAAGCCACACGAAACUGGAUUCUUCUGUGAGAGAGGUGACUACGAUAGUUACUAUGGACGCUUCUUCAUGAAUUGGUACACGCAGAUCUUAAUAGACCAUGCAGAUAACGUUCUGUCCCUUGCAAGUCUUGCAUUCGAGGAAACACUAAUACUUGUCAAAAUUCCAUCGGUUUACUGGUGGUACAAGACAACAAGCCAUGCUGCAGAGCUUACAGCUGGAUAUUAUAACCCUUCUAACCAAGAUGGAUAUUCUCGACUAUUCGAAGUGCUGAAAAAGCAUCAAGUUACUAUGAAAUUCGUCAUCUCAGGACUGCAUGCUCCAUAUCAAGAAAUCGACGGGGCAUUUUCCGAUUCAGAAGGCUUGAAUUGGCAGGUUCUUAACUCAGCAUGGGACCAAGGGCUGAGUGUUGCUGGUCAGAAUUUGCAGCCAUGUUAUGACAGAGAAGGGCUUGUGAGGCUGGUCGAGACUGCAAAACCAAGAAACCACCCUGAUUCUCGUCAUUUUUCCUUCUUUGUUUUUCAGCAGCCUUCGCCUUUGAUCCAAAGAACUAUUUGCUUAUCGGAAAUUGACCACUUUAUUAAAAGCAUGCACGGUGAAGUCAGUAGCUGACUGAAGAUCAUAUUUAUUUUGCUUUUUCUUGGAAUUGUAAAAAUGUAUUGCUAAUAUUAAUAGUUGUUGUGAUUUAUUUUUUAGGUUCACAAUAUUAGUUGUAAUUUCGAAAGAGUAUGUGUAAAUACUCUCGUGUGUUGAAUCGCAUUCGAACUGCUGCUUGAGUUGGCAUCAUGUAAAAGACAGCACCAUUGCUUCGAACGAACACAACUCGACUUUGUGUUGGUUUUCUUUCCUAA